This is a messenger RNA of Vanessa tameamea, 2428 nucleotides long. It is a transcript of the gene Septin2, whose product is annotated as septin-2. Gene Ontology annotation, molecular function: GTP binding; GTPase activity; molecular adaptor activity. Lineage: Eukaryota; Metazoa; Arthropoda; Insecta; Lepidoptera; Nymphalidae. Gene Ontology annotation, biological process: cytoskeleton-dependent cytokinesis; intracellular protein localization. The record is from RefSeq and is a predicted model, not a curated record. Gene Ontology annotation, cellular component: microtubule cytoskeleton; cell division site; septin complex. The coding region runs from base 98 to 1357 and encodes 419 amino acids. The transcript is spliced from 9 exons.
AAUGAUACUUGAAGUUCGUGUGAUUUCACCAGGAAUUAGAAUCAGGUUAAACGCAAACUAACUUCACUUUGUGUUAGUCACAGACAGUCCAGCAAACAUGGCGGCCAUUGACGUAGAGCCUACAAAAAUCGAGGCUGCGAUGCGUACGCUCAAAUUGUCGGGGCAUGUCGGCUUCGACAGCCUGCCAGAUCAGCUGGUAAACAAAAGUGUUCAAAAUGGAUUCGUUUUCAACAUCCUGUGUAUAGGUGAAACUGGGUUGGGAAAGUCAACUCUGAUGGAUUCUCUAUUUAACACCAACUUCGAGUCUUCGCCAAGCCCCCACAACCUACCAACUGUGAAGUUGAAAGCACAUACAUACGAGCUGCAAGAGAGCAAUGUUAGACUAAAGCUCACAAUCUGUGACACAGUUGGCUACGGUGAUCAGGUGAAUAAAGAGGAUAGUUUUAAAGCUGUGGUGGACUACAUUGAUGCCCAAUUUGAAGCAUACUUGCAAGAGGAACUCAAGAUCAAGCGUUCACUCCCCUCAUACCACGACAGCCGUCUGCAUGUGUGUCUAUACUUCAUUUGCCCCACCGGGCAUGGACUAAAGUCCAUUGAUCUGGUGUGCAUGAAGAAGCUGGACACCAAAGUGAAUAUAAUUCCUAUCAUUGCUAAGGCUGAUACAAUUUCCAAGACUGAGCUACAAAAGUUCAAGUCAAAAAUAAUGCAAGAGCUGCAAGCAAACGGCGUGGAGAUUUACCAGUUUCCCGUCGAUGACGAGUCCGUAUCCGAAGUCAACGGCACCAUGAACAGCCACAUACCUUUCGCUGUCGUCGGCAGCACUGACUUCGUCAAGAUCGGCAACAAGACCGUCCGUGCGCGACAGUACCCCUGGGGCACCGUGCAGGUGGAAAACGAAUCCCACUGCGACUUCGUGAAGCUACGCGAGAUGCUGAUCCGCACCAACAUGGAGGACAUGCGCGAGAAGACGCACGCGCGGCACUACGAGCUGUACCGGCGGCGCCGCCUCGCGCAGAUGGGCUUCUCCGACGUGGACGCCGACAACAAGCCCCUGUCGUUCCAGCAGACGUUCGAGCAGAAGCGCAGCGCUCACCUUCAAGAGCUGCAGCAGAAGGAGGACGAGAUGCGGCAGAUGUUCGUGCAACGCGUCAAGGAAAAAGAAGCCGAGCUCAAAGAAGCCGAGAAAGAGCUUCAUUCGAAGUUUGACAAGUUGAAGAAGGACCACACAGAAGAGAAGAAACGUCUCGAGGAACUUCGCAAGAAGAUAGAAGAUGACACGAUCGAGUUCAACCGCCGCAAGCAGCAGUCGGCGCAGUCGCACCACACGCUCACCCUCGGCAAGAGCAAGAAGAAGUAACAAGCUGCAACCACCACUGGGACUACCACCCACGGCACUUGUCAGCGGCAGUGGUAUUCCUAGUUCCUAAUAUCACAAAGUGGCGAACUUCCUUUUUUUGGUUCAGUCGAAUUAUUUGUAUACAGCUCAGAUGCUUGGUUCUUCUUUUAUUUUGUGCCAAAUUUCAGUUGAAGUUAAAACCUGUGUUAUUUAAAUCACAAUGAAAAAAAUAUCGUAAACAAAACACAGUUAGUGUUUUGAAAAUAAAUAUUACUUAUAUAAUCUGCCAUGAAAUUAUUCUUAAACGCCUAAAGUCUGAAAUUUUAUUAUAUUAUAAAUCUAAUACACCUAAAAAGUAACUAAUCUGCUAAAAUAAAAUACCUGAUUGAAAUAGAGGAACAUAUAUGAUACUUUCUUAUAAUUCUGAUGUAGAUGUACUAACACAUGUUGCAUUCAAAUGUAGAAACUAUUCCUUAAUGAUACGAUAGUGAUACCUGAGUAACCACCUGACACCGAGAAAUGAUUCUCAAGUCUCAUAACAGACUUAAAUUCUAAUUUUGCACUUAGCUAUAUGUAAGUUGUGAAAUUUUAUACCAAAAUUUAUUUAUACAUUAGCCCUAGAUUAGGUUUUUUAGUUAUAAGCAAUACUUGUAAUAAUUUUAUUUGUAUCGAUGUAAAGGAACUAUAACGAUGCCACUAGAGACACUUCAAUAUGUCUAAUCUCACAGCCAAUAUAUAUAUACUUAGAGUUGGUUAAUGAUAAAACAUGUUUAUGUUUGAAUAGUUUAUUGAGCAAGUGUUGCUCGACGACAUCGCUUACACCACACAAGUAUUGAUUAGGUAACGCAUUAAGGAUAAACAUGGACGCGAUGAACUCGAUUACCUUAGGUAUACCGUUUAUGUAUGUAUGUAUGUAUGCAUGUUAUAUGUACUAAAUUUGCUGACCAAAUUAUUUUCUAUGGAAAUUGUAUAAACAUUUAUUUUGCAUUUAAUCAUUCAUUCCUUAUCGGUUAUUUUAUUUUGUAAUUACAUAUAUAGUAUUUUGAAAAUUUGUAUUAUUUUAUAGGAAUAUUUAAAUAAACCUAAAAUUAA